Messenger RNA from Didymodactylos carnosus, 3441 nucleotides. NCBI's taxonomy places the organism in Eukaryota, Metazoa, Rotifera, Eurotatoria, Philodinida, Philodinidae. The record is from the annotation of a GenBank genome assembly.
AUGGAAAAUGUUCCUUUAGUUGGUAAAAACAAUGAAGUUAAUAAUAUUGAAUAUUCAGAUGAAUACGAAUUAACAUCAACGCAAGCCUCUGCACAACCGCAACAACAAACAUCAAUAAAAAAUCGUCGUGAAACUAAACAAACAACAAAUCUCACAAAGUGUUUUCAAAAUCCUUUUCGUAAACGGCAACCAGAAGAAAAACACAAAACAACAAUGGGUUUAUCUUGUUCAUCACUUCUCUCCUUUUUUCGUAAUAAAUCUCAUAAAACUCAACCUCGAAAUGUAACAAUUGGUCAUCGUGAAUCAAAUCAAACAUUUUAUCCACGAAAUGUCAUUAGAAAUCAGAAAUAUAAUAUUUUAACAUUCAUUCCAUUAGUUUUAUUUGAACAAUUUCGUUUUUUUCUUAAUCUAUAUUUUUUGGUUAUGGCUUGCACUCAAUUUUUUCCCGCAUUUCGUAUCGGCUAUUUAUAUACGUACUGGGGUCCAUUAGGUUUCGUUUUAUGUGUGACAAUGAUAAAAGAAGCUAUUGAUGAUAUUAAACGUGCGUAUCGUGAUAAAGAAUUAAAUUCACAAGUGUAUUCAUUAAUUCGAAAUGGAAAACGUCAACAAGUACCCAGUUCAGAUUUAAAAGUGUCUGAUGUUAUUGUUAUUCAAAAAAAUCAAAGAAUACCAGCCGAUGUGGUGUUGCUGCAAACAUCGGAUAAAUCAGGCACUUGUUUUAUUCGCACUGAUCAAUUGGAUGGUGAAACAGAUUGGAAAUUACGCAUAGCAAUACCGACUACACAGCAAAUAGAUGAUAUUUCAAUAUUGACAACGGAUACGGCUGUUUUAGGUAAAAUUCAUGCUGAACCACCACGUUUAGAUAUUCAUGAAUUUAACGGGGUCUUAUCAUUGAAAAAUGAUGAACCAUUAAGUGUUGAGAAUAUACUAUGGGCUGGCACAGUGUUGGCCACUGGAGAAUCUGUUUGUUGUGUCAUCUACACAGGAUCAGAUACACGAAGUGUGCUGAACACAUCGAAACCACGUAAUAAAGUUGGUCUCGUAGAUUUGGAGAUAAAUACAUUGACAAAAUUAUUAUUUGUUGCUCUCGUUUUACUCAGUCUUAUCAUGUUGUUAUUAAAAGGAUUUAAAGGACCAUGGUGGCGUUAUGCCGUGCGAUUUUUUCUCCUAUUUUCAUACAUGAUACCAAUUAGUUUAAGAGUCAAUUUGGAUCUGGGAAAAAUGGUUUAUUCAUGGUUUAUCGAGAAAGACAAACAUAUACCAGACUCAGCUGUUCGAACAUCAACCAUACCAGAAGAGUUGGGACGAAUUGGAUAUUUAUUAUCAGAUAAGACAGAUCAGUUAUUUCAAUUGAAAGGCACAUUGACUCAAAAUUUGAUGGUAUUUAAACGCAUUCAUCUGGGCACAGUAUCGUACACAAAUGAAAAUCAAACGGAAAUUGCUCAAUUAAUUAAACAACAAUAUAAACAACAAUCGCCUCAACUACAACCUGCCUCCACUAUACAAAAACGAAGUGUGGUCAAACGAACUGAAGCUACCAAGGUUCCCGAUGCUGUUAAAGCAUUAGCUCUAUGUCAUAAUGUUACACCCGUUUUUGAACAAAAAUCCGAGAUACUGGUAUCACAACAGUCACCUGUAAAGACACCGACGAGUACGUGGAGUGAUAAAUUUUCACUACAUAGUUCAAGAACAGAAUCACCAAUAACAGCAGCAACGAUCAGUGAGUUAUCGGAUGAACAGCAAGCGGCACAACCACUGGGAACAAAUACGCAAGAAGGUGUUACCUAUCAAGCCUCGAGUCCCGAUGAAAUAGCGUUAGUUGAAUGGACAGAACAAGUUGGUUUAACACUAGUUCAUCGUGAUUUACAAAGCAUCACAUUACGUUUAAAUUCCAGUCAACAAACACUCCAUUAUCAUAUAUUACAAUUAUUUCCAUUUACAUCAGAAACAAAACGAAUGGGAAUUAUAGUACGAGAUGAUCAAACAAACGAAAUUAUCUUCUAUUUGAAAGGUGCCGAUAUUGUUAUGCAACCUAUUGUCCAAUAUAACGAUUGGUUACAAGAAGAAUGUUCAAAUAUGGCUAGAGAAGGUUUACGAACGUUGGUUGUAGCAAAAAAAAUUCUCACAGAAGAACAAUAUCAAGAGUUUGAACAACGUUUAUUGAAAGCAAAAUUACAAACAAUUGAUAGAAAUAAACGAGUGCUUGAAAUAAUUGAAACAUUAGAAAGAGAAAUGGAAUUGUUAUGUGUUACAGGAGUUGAAGACAAAUUACAAGAAAACGUUCGUCAAACACUAGAAAUUCUGCGUAAUGCGGGUAUUAAAAUAUGGAUGUUAACAGGUGAUAAAUUAGAAACGGCGACAUGUAUAGCUAAAAGUUCAAAAUUGAUUGGUCGUGAACAUGACAUUUAUACGUUUAAAUCGAUAUCAACGCGUGAAGAUUGUCUACAAGAAUUGAAUAUGUUUCGACGUAAAGCCGAUGCGUGUCUGAUUAUUACCGGUGAUACAUUACAAGUAUGUUUGGGAUUUUAUGAAUCGGAUCUGGCAGAAUUAGUUAUCCAAUGUCCGGCUGUUGUCGUCUGUCGAUGUUCACCAACACAAAAAGCACAUGUUGUUAAUCUGCUAAAAAAAUACGGAGAAAAACGAGUGCGAGUGUGUGCAAAAGCAGCUGAUGUUGGUAUAGGAAUUGUAGGAAAAGAAGGAAAACAAGCAUCAUCAGCCGCUGAUUUUAGUAUAAAUCAAUUUAGCUAUUUAUCUCGUUUAUUAUUGGUACAUGGACGUAAUUCGUAUAAACGUUCAGCUGCUUUAUCUCAAUUUAUCAUGCAUCGUGGUCUCAUUAUUAGCGUUAUGCAGGCUGUUUUCUCAUCGAUAUUUUAUUUUUCAUCUGUUUCACUUUAUCAAGGUUUUCUGUUAGUUGGCUAUGCUACAAUUUACACAAUGUUUUCUGUGUUUUCGUUAGUAUUAGAUAAAGAUGUACAACCAGAAAUUGCUCUAUUAUAUCCAGAACUGUAUAAAGAAUUGUCGAAAGGACGUUCACUAUCGCUUAAAACAUUUUUUCUUUGGGUAUUUAUUUCCAUUUAUCAAGGUGGUGCUAUUAUGUACGGUUCAUUUUUGCUAUUCGAUGAUGAUUUUAUUCAUGUUGUAUCAAUUACAUUCACAUCAUUGAUAUUAACAGAAUUGUUAAUGGUUUCAUUAACAAUACGUACAUGGCAUCCAUUGAUGAUAGUUGCCCAAUUAUUGAGUUUAGCCUGUUAUGUGCUAUCAUUAAUUGUAUUUAAAUCAUAUUUUGAUGCUCAAUUUUUACAAUCAUUUGAUUUUAUUUGGAAAGUAUUAGUUGUCACACUGGCAUCAUGUUUGCCACUGUAUAUUCUUAAAUUUAUUCAAGUAAAAUGUGCACCACCAAUACAAACAAAAUUACAACAAUAUUAUACAACAUUAAAAUAG